Messenger RNA from Spea bombifrons (plains spadefoot toad), 1209 nucleotides. RefSeq names its product membrane associated ring-CH-type finger 11 (gene MARCHF11). The transcript has 4 exons. Bases 191 to 1030 code for a protein of 279 amino acids. Lineage: Eukaryota; Metazoa; Chordata; Amphibia; Anura; Pelobatidae. The record is from RefSeq and is a predicted model, not a curated record. Gene Ontology annotation, molecular function: ubiquitin-protein transferase activity; zinc ion binding. Gene Ontology annotation, biological process: protein ubiquitination.
GGCGGCAGUCAGUCUCCUCCUCCUCAUGUUUCCAUCAGAUGAUUUGCAGCCUCGUCCUGUGAUGGAGCCGGACACACGCUGACCCCGGGCUGCACCUGCUCUCUGUCACAUCCAUACACGCCGCAUUACACACGCACGGUGAACAGGACGGACGGACGGACGCCCGCCGCUGCUGCUGCUGCCUGGCGGGAUGCAGGAGGAGCGGCCGGUUGAUAAGCAAGUCACGGAGGAUGAUGGUGAUGAGCUUGCGGGAACAGCCUGUCAACCAGAUCCGAGGAACGACUCUGACAGUGUGGAGAGCAACGGGACCCCCAGCCCUCCGACCUGCAAGAUCUGCUUCCAGGGGCCCGAACAGGGUGAAUUACUUAAUCCAUGUCGAUGUGAUGGAUCUGUGAGGUACACACACCAGCUCUGUCUGUUAAAGUGGAUUAGCGAAAGGGGAUCUUGGACCUGUGAACUGUGCUGCUAUAGAUAUCAAGUCAUAGCAAUCAAAAUGAAAAAACCUUGCCAGUGGCAACGUAUAACUGUAACGCUGGUGGAAAAGGUCCAAAUGAUUGCUGUAAUCCUCGGAUCACUCUUCUUAGUAUCAAGCGUUACAUGGCUUCUCUGGUCCGCAUUCAGUCCUUAUGCAGUGUGGCAAAGAAAAGACAUUCUUUUUCAAAUCUGCUACGGCAUGUAUGGUUUUAUGGAUCUAGUUUGCAUUGGUUUAAUAAUUCACGAGGGAGCAGCUGUUUACAAGGUUUUCAGGCGAUGGCGAGCAGUUAACUUACAUUGGGAUGUGUUGAACUAUGAUAAAGCUACAGAUAUAGAAGAAUCCACCCGUGCUGUGCCUUCUACUAGUAGGACAUUGUGGUUGCCUUUGACCACAUUAAGGUCUAGGACUUUGGUUCAUCCUACACAGCUAAGUUCUCCUCGGUUGCAAUGUGGAUAUGUGUUGCUACAUUUGUUCAACAGAAUGAGACCGCCUCAAGAAGAAUCACCAGAGGAAAGCAGUUCUGGUGAGGUUGUAAUGAGAGUGACUUCAGUAUGAAGAAGAACUUUGUUCAGAGGAGUAUAAUACUUGUUUUCCCUACUAUGAACAGUAUUUUGGAAUGUUGGUCCAAUGAACACAAAGCACUUUCAAAAGAUUUAAAUAUAUAGCAAAACAUUUUUAACUUAAAUCUUUUUUAUAACUACUGUUAUAUUAAAAUACUCUUUUCAGAAACAAAA